This is a messenger RNA of Staurois parvus, 481 nucleotides long. The record is from the annotation of a GenBank genome assembly. Lineage: Eukaryota; Metazoa; Chordata; Amphibia; Anura; Ranidae.
UGUAGCGCAGCGAUCGGCAGUGCGCUGUGUCCCUCGGACACAGCGGAUCACCAAUCAAUGGAAAGAGCCGAAGAUGUCAGCUCAGUCAUGUGAUCAGCUGUGUCCAAUCACAGCCGAUCACAUGGGACAUGUACACAGAUCAUCAGAGCACUGAUGAUCAGUGUGCCCUGAUGAUCUGUGUAGCCCCAGCAGUGCCAGCUGUCAGUGCUCAUCCAUGCCACCUGCCAGUGCCCAUCAGUGCCACAUCAAAUGCCACAUAUCAGUGCCCAUCUGAGCUGCCUUUCAGUGUCACCCAUCAGUGCCAGUCAGUGCCAACUAUCAAUGCCAGUCAGUGCCACCUAUCAGUGCUGCCAAUCAGUGCCACCUAUCAGUGCUGCCAAUCAGUGCCACCUAUCAGUGCCAGUCAGUGCCAACUAUCAGUGUGCAUCAGUGCUGCCUAUCAGUGCCUGUCAGUGCUGCCUAUCAGUGCCACCUAACAGUG